Serpula lacrymans var. lacrymans S7.9 is the source of this 388-nucleotide messenger RNA. RefSeq lists its product as uncharacterized. Bases 26 to 274 code for a protein of 82 amino acids. NCBI's taxonomy places the organism in Eukaryota, Fungi, Basidiomycota, Agaricomycetes, Boletales, Serpulaceae. The transcript has a single exon. The record is from RefSeq and is a predicted model, not a curated record.
GGGUUGGACAUGAGUACACGCCAAAAUGCCAGUUCAAGGAGAACUCACUGACGUCACAAAACCUUUGAACGCCCAAACUCUCAAGCUAGUCCACAAUUCAAGAAUUGUCAGCCUCCUUGAGUCACCUCACAGGAGUCGCAAACACGAUAUGCACAUCUCCCGGUCCGAUUAUGCCCUCAUCACUCCGUUUGAUGCAGUGCCAGUAAUUUCAUGGUGCACGAGGAAAAUAGGAGAGAAACAACACAACAACGGAAUAAUAAAAGGGUUGGCAUGACAGAGUAGACACAUUCAUAAAGGAACUCUAUAAAUUCUUCAGUAAUGGAGGGGGACGGAGUCCGUGCUUGCUAUUGUAACUAUUGUAACCUUGCUGGCUUGUUGUUGUCAAUGG